This is a messenger RNA of Tarenaya hassleriana, 1230 nucleotides long. RefSeq lists its product as uncharacterized. The annotation marks the transcript as partial. The record is from RefSeq and is a predicted model, not a curated record. NCBI's taxonomy places the organism in Eukaryota, Viridiplantae, Streptophyta, Magnoliopsida, Brassicales, Cleomaceae. The transcript is spliced from 3 exons.
ACCCACACCAUCUCAUCCACACCAGGAAAAAAAUUGAAAAAAAAAACAUUUUUUAAAGAUAUUUCUCUCUGUAUAUUUCUUUUCUUCUUCAUCAUCCACCGGCGAAGUGAAUCUCGCCGGAAAAAAUGGAUAUUCUGGUGACUAAGUCCCCUAUUUCCUCACGUAGAAUAGCCAUCUCUGACCACCGUCGUCAUGUGUUCCGUGAAAACCCUCGGAGCUAAGACAACUUGAUCCGUCUCUUAAGACUUCUUUUCUCCAUAUUUUAGUAUGAUUCUUUUCUUUGUUUUGUGAAGAUGAUCGGCUGAUUGAAGAAGACGGAAUAGGUUUCUUCUGGUAGUAGCUGAGAGGUUUUGGUAGAUUCCGUUUUUCUUCUUCUUCUUCUUCUUUUGCGGUUCCGAGACCCAGAUGCUGUCAGUUUUUGGAAUUUGACUUUUGAAUUUUGUUUCGGGAGAGGGAUCUCAGGUGUAAAUGUGGACGAAUUUGUGGAGUUCUUGACGGAAUUUGAAUUUUCUGUGUUUCUGUUUCUGUUUCUACCUUUGAACGAGAACUGACUUGGACCAUAUUCCGGGGAGGGAGAGAGAGAGACGGAGAGAUAUCAGAUCUUCUUCUACUUAGUCGUCUUCCCGAGAGAUGCCAUUUCCGAUGAAGAUCCAGCCUAUUGACAUCGAUUCACCGGCGGUGAGAGAGCCAGCUCGAGCGGAUUCAGGCAAACCGGUGCUCAAGUCUCGCCUCAAACGGCUGUUUGAUCGGCCGUUCACAAGCGUCUUGAGGAGUUCGACCUCGGAGAAACCCAUCGCUGGCGCUGGGGAAGCUCAUUACGGCCGAGGUGGAGGUACCGGAGCUGAGUUCGAGCCGAGCUCCGUUUGCUUGGCGAAGAUGGUUCAGAACUUCAUAGAGGAAAACAACGAGAAGCAACCCAAAUGUGGUCGCAACCGCUGCAAUUGCUUCAACGGGAACAACGACGACAGCUCCGAUGACGAGUUAGAUCUGUUCGGCGGCUCCGUCGAUUCUUUCACCGGCGGAUCUUUGUCCGACGCAUCCGACUAUCUGAAGAGCUUGAUCCCUUGCGCGAGCGUCGCCGAGAGGAACCUGCUAGCUGACGCGGCGAGGAUUGUCGAGAUGAACAAAUCCCUCAAACGCAAAGACGAUAUGAGGAAGAUUGUCGUGGAAGGACUCUCAUCUCUCGGCUACGAUUCUUCCAUCUGCAAAUCCAAAUGGGAGAAAUCUCUC